Phaeodactylum tricornutum CCAP 1055/1 is the source of this 5177-nucleotide messenger RNA. RefSeq lists its product with no specific name. The record is from RefSeq and is a predicted model, not a curated record. NCBI's taxonomy places the organism in Eukaryota, Bacillariophyta, Bacillariophyceae, Surirellales, Neidiaceae. Gene Ontology annotation, cellular component: nucleus. Gene Ontology annotation, molecular function: protein binding; nucleic acid binding. Bases 141 to 5177 code for a protein of 1678 amino acids. The transcript is spliced from 2 exons.
GGGAGUGUAAACGAGCCAGAGCCGAGGCAAUCGGACCGUUUUCCUGGACACUUACGUUGGAUAUUUGCUUUGGUAAGAGCUCAAGAACUCGCCGGAAGAGUUGCAGUAUCAUUGUCUCGCAAUUCUAAAAAAGGCUCAGCAUGUCGGCUCCGGCAUCCCGCGCGGUACAUCCGUGUGUCUUGUCCGUAACGGAGGGCACCCGCGGAGUGGAAUUCUCGACUUGGGCGCAUAUCACUACCAACAGCGGCAGGAGCAAUAAAGUAUCGUCGUGCUUGCCUAACUUGGUUACGGCCUCCGCCAGUACCAUUUCCGUGUAUCGUAUUGAUGAAGAUAACAACGGCAAGCUGUGGCUAGAGCACUCCUUCGGGAAUCUAGCGGGGACGGUUGUUUUUCUGGGAACGUUGAAGGCAACUCAGCAAGCGGAUGUUCCUGACGCGCUGCUCGUGGGAUUUGCGGGACAUGCCCGCUGGACCGUCCUACAAGUCCAACACGAUCUCUUGCAGGCCACGUCUUUGUUGGAUCUCACACCGAUCCUGUCGGACUACAGUUACGGACAGGCAUCGAAUUGCUUGGCGGAACAAGACAUGAUCCUGACGUGCUUGGAAUCGCGUCCUGGGAGGACGGUAGUAGGCUGCGUUUUGGGCGGUGGCGUCGCUGUAGCGGUCGUGGAAGUCGGCUACCAAAAAGCAGUGGCCGGAUGGAUCGCUGACGAACCCUACGUGUUACCUUUGGCAAAUUUGUCCACUCAGCUCCCGCACCGAGCGAAUCACCUUGGUAACAAAAGCUAUACAAGCAACAGUAACAACACCCACCCAAAUAGUGGAGAAUCCAUUGCAACAGGCUUUGGUGACAUAUUGUCGGCUGCAUUUUUGUCGGGCUAUCUUGAACCCGUUCUCGUUUUGUUACAUUCCGACGUGGAAGGGCCUGUAUGGAGUGGACGCUUGGGCCGGGAACGUGGUGUGGCUGGGGCACCACCCUUGUUUGUUACGGCGCUUUCAAUUAGUGUCGUGCACGGGCGGACAGCUGUCUUGUGGAGUCAAGUGGUGUCCGCUGACGCCACCAAGAUUCUUAGCUUUGGAAAGACAGGGUGCUUAGUUGUUGGUGCGAACACACUUGUGAUUUUGGAAAUCGGAAAAGUCCAGCAGGUGAUUGCCAUGAACGGAUGGGCACGUUCCACUUGUCCAGCAGCCUUACAGACCGCCUUGCAAGCCAAUCCUGUGGUCAAAUUAGCAAUUCAGCUAGAUGGUUGUUGUGUGACCUGGCUCUCGGAACACUCUGCCAUAAUGGCGCUACGCACUGGACAGCUUUACGUGCUACAACGGACCGACGACCGUUGGGCAGUCAUGCCUCUGGGUCAAACGCUGGGAGCGGUAGGAGAAGUGGCCCACUUGGCCUCGUUGCCUAUUGGUGGUCUGCGUUGGCUGGAAAAAAUGAAAAUGGAUGAGAACAAGGCAUCGGAGAUGCAAAUGGGUGUUUUGUUUGCCGGUAGUCGCACCGGGGACUCUCUGUUUCUUGGAUACGCUUUGGAAAUCGUCACCAUGCCAUGGGCUGCCAUCAAGUCGGAAGGGCAAACUUUUAUCAAUUUUGAAGGUAGCGAGCUUUCAAAAGUCGCAACGACGGCGCCGAUAGCAAAUGGUUUAGAUCGAAUUCUGCAGCUAGAAGAAGAGGCAUUAUAUGGGACAGAUAGAAGCACACCUUUACACAUCGUACGGGAUAGUGAGGAGGAGGAAACUGCCGACAUCCCGUCGGACGCCAAACGAUUGCGGCCGGUCGCAUUUACUGUGGUUCGGACUAUCGUGCCACUCGAUGUCCUCGUCAACCUAGGGCCUCUGGGGCCUUCCUGCGAAGGGCCCAUUUGUGCUCCGCCAAAUUUCAUGGUAAGCCAAGAAAAGGUCACGACCGCGAUGGGGAAGAAAGAACCAGUAUUCGGAUCUCCCGCGUGUAUCUAUCCGUGCGGUUAUGGCUCCAGUGGAGGGGUGGCAGUAGUCACCGUUCCUGGCCGAGACGACCGAAUGAUUCUAGCAGAAGAGGAUUGCUUGAAUGUCGAUGCCAUCUUUAGUCUUUCCACAGCAGGUAUCAUUCUGCUAGGUAUGGGCGGCGGCGGAAUCAAGGUUCUACGCCUAAAGCAUUCCAACGCAUUGGAGGAAGUGGAUGUCCAACAGUGGUGCCGAGGUUCGAAAGACAACACAUCUGGUCCCUUUCCAAGUUGUGUCCAAUUGUUCACCGCUACUUUGCUACAAGCGACAGAGUUCAAUGACCGCAGUUUUGCUUUACUCGUGUCCUCUCCGCUAGAAGACGGCGUAAGCUAUUCCGUCGUCAUACUUAACGAGGAGAACGGAAAUCUAUGCAUCAAGUAUCAGCAUGUGAUCGCAUCGACUGACGACAAGAUGUUAUCGAGCACUCCUUUUGUGCAUUCACCAUCCGAUGAAGCAGUAGCGUUUGGUUGUAAUUGGUUGUCAGGGGAUGCCUUCUCGUUUAUUUUGGAUGCAAAUGGAAGAUUUCGAGCAUGCCAAUUUGCAGGUCGCGCCGAGUCGCUUAACGAAGAGAUGGACGUGGACAAUGAUGAAGAACGAGAAUUCUACCGUUUUUAUAGCAAGAAAAGGAUUGUCGCUGUUGAUGUUUUCCAAGCACCAGGAAAUAUUUUCUCCUCGGCGUUCUUUCCUGACGAGAAACACGAUGAUGUGAUUAACGGUGACGUACAGCAGCGAGCCAAUGUUGUUGAUUCUGAUGAAGAUGAGCAGGAGUUGUACUGUAACCCUGGUGACCCAGGCAAUUUUGUAGCAUCUGGGCACAUCGCUUCUUCGCAGCAGGACCUUCAGAAUGAGGGAGACGGGGGAAAUCCCGCAUUGUAUAUUGCUGUCUGCAGACAAUCUGGGCAACUGGAGAUUUAUCUUGUGCCUUUAAUCGACAAUAUACCUCGAUGCUGCUGGAAAUCGAGCGGCUGCGGACUCGGAGUAUCCUCGCUGACUGGACAGAACGAAUCAAAAGUGCCUUUGCCAAAGACCUACAAAGUUCAUGCACGAGAAAUCCGGUUCUUCGAAUGUGGACCAAUACCCUCGAAGACAUUGGAUACCGCGAAAAAAAACAGAAGCCUUUGCCUUGCUGUUGACUGUUCGUCUGGCGAUCUAAGUGUAUAUCGACUAGCAAUAUCUCAGGACCAUGGAUUCCCGCCAAGAUUUGAAAAAUUUCGAAUGAAAUCGGUUUUUCGGCGAAGCCAGGAGCAGGCGAGACAUCGAACUAAGCUAAUUCGGAAACGAAUGGUGGUUGAUGUUAACGAUGGCACCGGUGGGUUUGUUUAUAAUCGACUAUAUCGAUUUUCUGGUAUUUCUGGUCAGGCCGGGAUGUUUGCAGCAGUUCCAAGACCAUUUUGGCUGUGUGCUGAAAGAGGAAAGCCUUCGAUGCUUUUUCAUAGAACCAGGCACGCCUCACCGGCGGGUGGAAAACUGAGACCAGUGUCUGGAUUCUGCUCAGCUGUUAUUAACGAUAAAAGUGGAAAUGGAGGCUUUAUCACCCUACAUGAACGUGUUGGCCGGAUCGGGAGUCAGCGACUAACCUUAUUCCACGGCCUUGCCCCUGCGUUUGGUGCACAUGGUCUGCUUCCCGGUGGAGGGAUGUGCGUAGAAAAAAUUUUAUUUGGCAUGACCGUUCGUCACAUUCAAUUUAUCAACGAUCCAUUUGUCUCGACAAGUGAACAUCCGUUGUACGCGUUGCUCGUUUCAAAGAAACUAGAAGUUGACCAAAGUGAUCUGAACGACGAUGGCCUCACAGCCCAAGAACGGAAAGAAACAGAGGAGGAGAAAGAAAAUGCUAAAAUAAAGCGACAGGUUGAGGCAGAUUUGGGGGGCUUUGAUUUAGAGAACGAAUGGGUCGAAGAAAUCGAAAGGGACGAUUGUUUUGCAGUUGAGAUGCAGCUAGGCGGGGCGCCUCCUAUCCCAAAAGAAGCUUUUGCCGUUUGGAUUGUUGACGCAGCAAACAACUGGAUGGUGGUAGAUUCGUUCAAGCUUGACGAAUAUGAACAUGGGAUGACUCUGAGUAUUAUGGAGCUUACCGAAUUCCCUGAAGAACCAGGUAGUAGCAAUGAUACUGAUGUUUCCGGAGAUGAGCUUUCCAAACGUAUGUUCGUAGCUGUCGGCACGGGUGUUUUAGAUCACAAUGGAGAGGAUGUUGCUUCUCGGGGUCGGGCUAUUCUAUUGGAACUCAAGCGCACAAACUCUUCAGCUAAGGCUGCAGGUAGACAGGUGGUUGAACUCUCCUUCUGCUAUGAAAAGGAAAUUUUCCACGGAGCAGUAACUAGUUUGGUUUGUUUGAGCUCGGAAGGAAAGAAUCGAUUGUUAAUCGGUGCUGGAGCGGACAUCAACGUGGAGCAAUGGGGUAAUGCGAAACUGACUCAGGUUGGCUUUUUCCGCGCCACUAUGCAAGUGUUGCAUACAAUACCUUUCAAAAGCUUUCUUUUGUUGAGCGACGCGUACGAUUCUCUUUAUUUUUUAAUCUGGAGGGAGUCUGAUAAAAGUCUGACGCUGCUUGCCAAGGACUACGACCCGAUUCCGGUCUAUGCAGCUGGAGUUAUGAGUCGAGGCCCGGCAAUGACAUUCCUUUGUCAUGACGACCGUCAAAAUCUGCAGUUUUUUCAAUAUGCUCCAGGUGAGGCAGCGGCGCGUGGAGGCAACAGGCUUGUAUGUAGAGCCGACUAUCAUCUCGGGACACAGACCACGUCUUUUGCGUCGCAUUUUUGUCGCUCUAGCUUAAUGAUCCAUAGCGCUACUCCUACAAGUACGUUGGCUGCUCUAAAACAACAGGAUUCCUAUUUUGGACGGAGCGAAGAGGAUCAGCGACUAGGUGCAUAUUUCGGCACAGCUGAUGGUGGGAUGGGAGCCGUGGUGCCCCUCAGUGAGCCAGUAUAUUGGAGACUGACGGCACUGCAGUCCAUCGUCGCGAAUGCCUUGGAGAGCGAUUGCGCUCUAGCCCCGCGAGCAUGGAGACUGUAUCGAAGAAGUACACGCCGCGGCGGCUGUCGCUCUAAUGAUCGAAAGAAAGGGGUGAUAGAUGGUGACCUUGUUCUGCAGUAUGCUGAUCUUUCCAUCAGUAAACAAGAGGAUAUUGCAAGCGCUAUAGGAUCUACCGUGGAUCUAAUUCUUGACAAUCUUUUGGAGCUACAAUGUGGAAGUUUGGUUUUGUGA